Drosophila arizonae is the source of this 1189-nucleotide messenger RNA. RefSeq names its product ubiquitin-conjugating enzyme E2 R2. NCBI's taxonomy places the organism in Eukaryota, Metazoa, Arthropoda, Insecta, Diptera, Drosophilidae. The record is from RefSeq and is a predicted model, not a curated record.
AUCGAAUCUCUAAUUAUGGCGAAUAUGUGUAAAGUGAAAUUGUUGCAAAGGAAAUAACAAUAAUACAAAUCUAUAAAUAAGCCGUAUAUUCAAUUUAAGUUAUUUGGCCAAAAGAAGUGAACAAAUGACCACUGCUGCCUCCACAUCGCAAAAUGCGUCAUCGACGUUGAUGGCUGCUGCCGGAGCUGGCGGCGCAAGCUCCACGACGACAGCAACGCUGUCAACGACGCCCAGUAGCUCAGCGGUACGUGCCCUGGCCAUGGAAUACAAGUCCCUGCAGGAGGAACCAGUAGAGGGAUUUCGCGUCAAGCUCAUUAAUGAUGAUAAUCUGUUUGAAUGGGAGGUGGCUAUCUUUGGCCCACCAGACACGCUAUAUCAAGGUGGCUAUUUCAAGGCGCACAUGAAAUUCCCACACGAUUAUCCGUACUCGCCGCCAACCAUACGCUUCCUCACCAAGGUGUGGCAUCCGAAUGUCUACGAGAAUGGCGACCUUUGUAUAUCUAUACUGCAUCCGCCUGUCGAUGAUCCCCAAAGUGGUGAGCUGCCCUGCGAACGCUGGAAUCCGACCCAGAACGUGCGCACCAUUCUCCUCUCAGUCAUUUCGCUGCUCAAUGAGCCCAAUACAUACUCGCCGGCCAAUGUAGAUGCCUCGGUGAUGUAUCGUCGAUGGCGGGACUCCCAGGGCAAAGACAACGAAUAUCCAAACAUCAUACGCAAGCAGGCGUUGGCCGCCAAUGCGGAAGCCAAGCGAGAGGGUAUUGUGGUGCCUAUGACCCUGGAGGACUAUUGCCUUAAGCCCACUGUUAAGCCUAGCACAGAAUCUGGCCUGGAUGCGAAUUUCUAUGAUGAUGAUUUUGACUUGGAGACGGAAGAUUUGCCAACAGACUCGGAUGAGGAUGAGGACGAUGAGGAUGAGGAGGAUGAAGAUGAUGGGGAGGACGGCGGAAAUGGGGAUAGUGCAGCAAUUAGCAAAAAUAAUGGCAAUACAAAGUGCACGAACAACAAUGGUCUCUCCGCGAAAUCAGUUACGGCAUCUGCAACAGAUGAUGCCGAGUCCGCUGACGACAGCGGUAAGGGCGAGACAACAUAAUGCAGAUACACCCGCUCCGCUCCGCUCAACUCCAUCUCCAACUCAACUCUGCUCCUGCCCUAGGCGUCUACGUAGCAUUUAAAUGAAAUACUAAGUGUG